AAAAAAGCUCACAGAAAGAACAGAGAGGGAGAACAACAACACACAGAAAAGAGAGAGAGGGAGUAUGUGUGUUUGUGUGUUGUUAGAGCCAGUGUAGCUACAGACAGCAGUAGAGUGUGAAGAGCAGGACGGCCAGAAGGUGACUGUGAACCUCUGCUUCAGGAUGAGAUCUUUGAAACAUCUCAAACCCCAAACCAAGAAGAAUGUGGAGGAGAAGACCCAGCGGCUGGUCAGAUGUUACUCUGAGGCUAUGCACCAGCAAAUGGAUGUGGGGACACAGACAGACCCUGUAGUGGUAUUGUCUCUGGCACAGGCUGCUGUACUGGGUCUCAUAUCCCAGAAUGAGGUCUUUGGUGCCACCAUUGCACCUAAUGGUUUCUACACUGGAGAUCCCAAAGAGUCACCUGCUCCACCUAGUGAGCGGAUGGACUAUGAGUAUGCGGAGCAGCUCAUUGGUGCUAACGGUGACUACUUAGGCGUGAAUCUCGGUGAGGACAACCACAUGCAUCCAAGUUGUGCUGAACGAAGGUGGCAGGGGCCAUCUGAGAAUGGCAAGACCCCCACAGGGCACCUAGAUGCAGGUUCACAUGUCAAAGGUGAGUCUGUAACCCCAGGGCUCCCAUCCUGCAACCACAUGAUGAACAGCAUGAUACCUAGAGAGAGCAUGCAGAUGAUGGAUCCCUCUGGCUACCGGGUUGCCCCCAAACCUCAUGCUAACAAUUGCUGUGCCACCUGCGUCCGGGAGAUCAAGAGCACACACCCACCAUCUGACCACCACACUCAUUCUCACCCUCACUCUCACCCACAUGCAGCUCAUGAGGUUCCCCCCCGCGACAGAAACCACACACAGGAGAAGGGAGGAGUUGACGAGGUCCCAGAGGAAGGGGAUGAUGGAAGGAUGGGGAAAGCCGGAGGUGGAGGGGAAGAGAUCAGCAGCUACUUCCAGGCUAGUGAGGUUGGCUAUGAGGGUGGUGAUAUGGACGGGGUAGGGGACUUUGAUGAGAGCAGCCAGGGCAUGUUUUGGGGUGAGCAUGUGGACGGGGAAGCACCGAGGGGGCGCCGUAUCGACCGUUUGGACAUCAACAUCCAGAUUAAUGAGUCAUAUUGCGUGGAUGUGGGUGAGGGCUUGAAGCGCUGGAAAUGCCGUAUGUGUGAAAAGUCUUACACCUCCAAGUACAACCUAGUUACACACAUACUAGGUCACAAUGGCAUCAAGCCACAUGCCUGUCCACAUUGUGGCAAGCUCUUCAAGCAGCCUAGCCACCUGCAGACACACCUCCUGACACACCAGGGCACUCGACCACACAAGUGCACUGUCUGCAAGAAGGGUUUUACCCAGACGAGCCACCUAAAACGGCACAUGCUACAACACUCAGACGUGAAGCCCUACAGUUGCCGCUUCUGCCGCCGCGGCUUUGCCUACCCCAGUGAGCUGCGAGCCCAUGAGGUCAAGCAUGAACGUGGCCGCUGCCAUGUCUGUUCGCAUUGUGCCAUGGAGUUCCCAACCUAUGCCCACCUCAAGCGUCACCAGGUCAGCCACCAAGGACCAGCUACUUUCCAGUGUGGCCAGUGCAGUAAGGCCUUUGCCUACCGCAGUCAGCUACAAAAUCACAUGCUGAAACACCAGACCCAGCGCACCUUUUCUUGCAGCCAGUGCGGCCUGCAGUUCCUGCAGCUACACCAACUCCGCCAACAUUCGCUCACGCACAAAGUGCUCAAGCCUCAGGCACGUGCCUCCAAGGGAAUGAAGGGAUUCAAGUGUGAUGUAUGUGCUCGAGAGUUCACAUUGUCUGCAAACUUGAAGAGACAUAUGCUGAUCCAUGCCAGUGUCCGGCCCUUCCAGUGUCACGUCUGCUUUAAGUCCUUUGUCCAAAAGCAGACCCUCAAAACCCACAUGAUCGUCCACCUUCCUGUGAAACCUUUCAAGUGCAAGGUCUGUGGGAAAUCAUUUAACCGAAUGUACAACCUCCUGGGUCACAUGCAUCUGCAUGCUGGCAGCAAACCCUUCAAGUGUGCAUACUGCUCUAGCCGAUUCAACCUGAAGGGCAACCUCAGCCGACACAUGAAGGUCAAACAUGGCAUGGAUGUCUCCCCCGAUGGACAAGAUGCUCCCCCAGAUCUGGAACCUCAUGAGGACUAUGAGGAGGAAAACUUCAACUUUGCCACUCCCGAACAUAUGGAUAAUAAUGAUGCUCCUAAUCUCACCAAGCUCUCUGGUGGCCAUCCAGGAGCUGGACUACUAUAACUUUGGAAAGGAUGUGUCUAGCUACAACACGCCCUGAACACUAUUUGAACUGGGCUCAAGUUGAAGUACUGUUGAUUAACAGAUGACCUGGGCUGGCUCUUAUCAAGAAGAGGCUGACUGAGUUGUUCCUCCAUGAGAAUGAAGACUUACAUUUUAGGAUUGAUGGGAAGGUGACUCACUCUCAUGGUGUAACUACUCUGCUCCUUUUUCAUAAAAACAGACUUUGCUAAGAGUCUCUUGAAAAGUUACAGAGUCUGAGUCUUUUUGAAAGUUCACCCGUGUACUUCAGUACGUUGUAGAUUAUUAUGACUACAUACAAAACAGACACUAGAUAAUCAACUGUAGAUGUGUUUAUAAACACUCACUCUGGCAAAACAUCUGUAAUUCGGCAGGAAGCAUGUUGCGGGUGUAUGCCACCUUGUGGCCUUCAUUUCUGCAGAACAUCCCAGCAUACUUAAGAAUCAGCCGAACUAAUCACUUAAAUUGCCACAACCAUCAGCAAACAUUAACAUUGCCUUCACUUAUAAAUGCUCAUAUAAAUGCACCAGAAGACUCUUAGGUGAUAAAAGUAAUAAUAAUGUACUGUAUAUAAAUAUAUACACACACUAGGCCAAUUGUCUGCUCAGCAGAGCAGUGUAGUAUGGUGUAUGAAUGGAAUUCUGUCUGAGUAUGUUGUAGUGAGUGUGGAUAUUUACAAACUUGGGAAUGGAUAUUUUGGCCCCCGUACCAAAGCUACUGCUCACUGUGUGGCACACAACUAUGUGCCACUCACCCUAAAGCUCCAUUAAUGUCUCCAGAACUUAACUUCCUCAGAAAUCUUUGGUUUAACAACCACAUAUUUUGUGAAGAAUAAUUGUUCCUUUAUAUUGAUUUCCUAUUUAUUUUGCACUUUUGAUGAAAAUAUCCUUUAAGAAAAACCUCAUUUCAUGACUGACAUUGCGAGCCCUGGUAAUUCCCUCUCGAAGGAAAUGGGUCUGUGUCACAACCUGUGUAUGCUGUUCCCUAAGGCAAAGUUGAAAGUGUGUAGGUUCUUUAAAUAAACCAUUUUUGAAGUGCAA
This is a messenger RNA of Pygocentrus nattereri (red-bellied piranha), 3303 nucleotides long. Its product is annotated as zinc finger protein 710-like. Gene Ontology annotation, cellular component: nucleus. Gene Ontology annotation, molecular function: DNA-binding transcription factor activity, RNA polymerase II-specific; RNA polymerase II cis-regulatory region sequence-specific DNA binding. Gene Ontology annotation, biological process: central nervous system development; regulation of transcription by RNA polymerase II. The record is from RefSeq and is a predicted model, not a curated record. NCBI's taxonomy places the organism in Eukaryota, Metazoa, Chordata, Actinopteri, Characiformes, Serrasalmidae.